GGAAGUGCAGGCGGAGCGAGAGGGAGCGGCAGCACGCAGAAAUCGAACCGCUCCCGGAUCCCUGCACACACUCAUUUAUCUGCCCAAAAAUACUGCGCAGCAGCGUUAAUCCGGAGAGCUUUCUGGAAGAAUAUCUGGAGAAACAUCUGGAGAAUCAUCAUCUGGAGGAAUCUGCUCCGUCCCUCUUUCCAUCAGCCGGUCUGCAGCUUUGACUCCAGCGCGUCUCUGUGCGUCUCUGUGCGUCUCUGUGUCUCAGAUGUGAAGAGUGAGUGAUUUCCACGGAACAAGGGAGAAAAGUGGAGGAUGAACUGAAUGGAAAAUCACUUUUGGAUGGAUGCUGGUGGAUGAAGAACAUGUUGUGCUGCCCUGAUUUCCGAUAACAUCAGACUUCUCUCCUCUCCUCUCCUCUCUAUUCUCCUCUUGUUUGCUAAUACUGGAGGAAAAGAUGUGACCCAAGGCCUCCCUCGCUCCUACACACUCCUUUAGUCUCCUCCCUUGCUCUCUCUCUCUCUCUCUUUUGGAGAUAUUAUUGUUCCGACAGUGAUGGAUGUACAACCUGACAACGGAAAGCAUGUGAAAAAGUCUACAAGUCAAAAGCUGGAGGAUCAAAAAAAGAUUUACACUGACUGGGCGAAUCACUAUCUGAGCAAAGCCGGCUGUCCUCGACUGAUAAAGGAUUUAACACAAGACAUUCCUGAUGGAGUUCUGCUAGCGCAUAUCAUACAGAUCAUCGCGAAUGAGAAGGUGGAGGACAUUACAGACUGCCCCCGGAGUCACUCUCAGAUGAUUGAGAAUGUGGAGUCUUGUCUAACAUUUCUGGAAGCCAGAGGAGUCAGUGUACAGGGCCUGAGCGCUGAAGAUGUGUGUAAGGGGAACCUGAAGGUGAUCCUGGGUCUGUUCUUCGUUUUGUCACGUUAUAAACAGCAGCAGCAGCAACAGCAGCAGUACCUCCAGUCUCUAGUGGAGCUUCAGCAGCACGUCACACACACACACUCACCCAAAACCCAGCAGCGAGCUCCAGACAUGCAGUCCAGUGUGACAGUGCGAUACGCGAAUCCACCCGCUCAGAGUGGAGUAGGACCUGUGCAGAAGAAAAACACAAGGUUGCCAGGUCCAUCCCGAUCCCCCGUGGUGGGUAACAAUAAAGCUCCGCCUUCAGCCAGUCUGAACCGCAGGAGUCAGAGCUUCAACAGCAUUGACCGCAACAAACCCCUGCAGUACGCCAGCGGGAAUGACCGGGAGUCGGUGAAGUCCGUCCCCCUGAUUGGUGGGAUGAAUGGCAGCGUUAGCGGUCAGCAAUUAGCGUCAGCCAUUCCCUCCCCAACGACAGGCCAAUCAUGGCGCAGCAAGUCCAUGAACAUGAAGCACAGCGCUACGUCCUCCAUGUUAGCCAGUAGCCCCGCCUCCUCCCCUCCUCCGCCCACUUCAGACAGGUCACGCCCAUCACUUGCAGAUGCUUCUAAGUCAGCGCCGGGGAACCAGCGCUCGAUGCUGGAAAAGUUCCGACUGGUCAAUACGCGGAUGGCCUUGCAGGAAGAGGACGAUCUGUCGGAGUAUGGAGACGAAGGCGGGAUGUGUCCCAAACCGGCAGGCAAGAUGCCUACACCCUCCCCUUCACCCUCAAACAAGAACACAGCUAAUGCUAACACCACUACGACUAUUGCUGCUAACAACAGUAAGAACGCUAACAAAUCCUUGCCCCAGCCCAAAGAUGACAAAAGUAAAAACAAAAGCAAAGCUAGCACGCCUCCUAAAGAGGAAGUGAGCUCAGAACCAGCUAAGAAGGCCUCUAAAAUCGCUAGUCUCAUCCCUAAAGGAGGGAAAACGGCUGCAGCGAAGAAAGAGAGCGCACUUCCUGCUUCCAGCGGCAUCCCAAAACCCGGCGCUAAGACUCAAACGGCUUCAUCCAAACCUGCAGCGGAAAAGACGAAAAGUUCCAAAGGGAGUCAAGGGUACUACGCAGGGCGCCCUCUAGGGGGAGUGGAGGGCAAGAAGGGCAGCAUGGUGUCCUCCACUAGCACCUCCGCUCUAGCUGGGUCCACGGUUACUAACUCUGGAAGUGGAGGGGGCGGAGUCGUGGGGAGCAACGGGGCGGUGCAGUUACCACAGCAGCAGCAACACAACCACCCCAACACAGCGAUGGUCCCGCCCUUCAUGUACAGGACGUGCUCGGAGAAUGACUGUACUGCAGUGGUUGUUCCUGAUUCUUCUCUUAGUCCUACAAAAGAGCUCGCCUAUAACAAAACAGCCAAACAGUGCCUAGAGGAGAUCUCAGGUGAAGACCCCGAGGCGAGACGCAUGCGUACGGUAAAGAACAUCGCCGAUCUGAGGCAGAACCUGGAAGAGACCAUGUCCAGUUUACGGGGGACGCAGAUCACACACAGCACUUUAGAGACAACCUUUGACUCUACGGUAACAACAGAAGUCAGUGGGCGUGGAUUGUCAACUCUUUCCACUCGACCUGCCCCCAUGUCAUGGCGUCUUGGUCAGUCACAGUCACAGAGCCCUCGACUUCAGGCAGGUGAUGCCCCAUCCCAUCCUGGGAGUUAUGCUCCUCCUAGGUCUGUCUCUUCGGCUACCGGUCGCUAUGGUGAUCCCUCUCGCCUGGUCUACACAGCACCACUGAGAAGGGCAGCGACUACAGUGGGCAAAAGUGUGGAGCUUGGAGAAAAGGAGGCGGGCCUAGAGGAGGAAGUGGGUGGAUAUAUGAGCGAUGGGGACAUAUUAGCCAAAAAUGUACGAGCUGAUGACAUGAGCAGCGGCUACGUAACAGACGGAGGUGUGUAUUCUCGUAACGUGGGUCGUGUUCCUGACCUUCCGUCUGCACGAGAGCUCAUCCAACGGGUUAAAGAGGGAGAGGCUGACAGUUAUGAUGACAGUAGCUCGGUCAGCAGUGGUCUGAGUGACUCUCUUGAUGUUGGGGCUGAUGAUGUACACACACUGAAUUCAUCACACAGGAGCAAGUCCAAGCAGCAGUGUAAUCAGAAUAGCAGUAGCUGGUGUGGAGCUGAAGAUUUGAAGAAGGUUGAUGAACAAAUUGAGAACAUCUUAGACUCCUCCUCUCAAAUGGAAGGGGCGGGGCUUCCCGUGUCUCAGACAGGCUCAUGGAGGCGGGGCAUGAGCGCCCAAACGGGUAUCACCUCACCACGGAAUAAAAACAGCAACACGAACCUCAAAACACCAGGCAAAACGGAUGACGCUAAGGCAUCAGAGAAGGUCAAGACUCCUUGUAAAUCUCCCAGCAUGCAACGCUCUCCAUCAGAUGUGGGCAAAAGCAGUGGUGAUGAGGGUAAAAAGUCUGGCAUCACCCGUCCUCCGCCCACCACUGGCUCCUUUGGAUUCAAGAAGAUCCCAGCAACUACAGAACUAGCAGCACCUAAGACUUUAUCAGCCAAAUCAGCUGGGAAAGUGGGUGGGACCACAUGUGUGGUGGGUGGGGCCAGGAAAACAAGCCUGGAUGGGUACCGUCACCAUGACGAUGGGGUCCUUCUGGGUAUUGGCGGGUCUAAAAUGCCCCUUCAAUAUCGCUCACUUCCACGGCCAGCUAAAUCCUACCGAUCCAUCGACUCUUCCACAGUGAAAGGGGGUGGGGUUGUGGCUGGGGGUGGGGCGGGACCUGGACCUGGACCCGGAGCAGGAGCUGGAACUGGAGCAGUAGGUGGUGUUUCAAAAAGGAAGGAGGGAGGGAAGCCGGAGUCAGGGAGGUCAAGUCCAGUUAGCAUAAAUCAGACCGAUAAAGAGAAGGUUUCAGUGUCAGAGCAGGAGGGGGCAGCACUGAGCACAUCACCCAAAUCCAGCCCAACAUCCAGCCAAUCAGGACUCAGACAGCCUGGAUCCAAAUACCCCGACAUUGCCUCACCCACCUUCCGCAGGUUAUUUGGCAGUAAAUGCAGCAACAGUAAACCAAGCUCUCCCGACUCCGCUAAGUCCGCUCCCUUCACCUCUCCCCUCGACUCCCCGGGCAGUGGAGGCAACAGAACGCCCGACUCUCUCUCUAAUGCCCGUCCCUUCCUCAGCAGCUCAUCUGCAGGCAGCAAAGAGACGCUGAGCAGCAUUCACACCAGCUCACACACCAGCUUACACACCAGCUCACACACCAGCCUACACACCAGCUCGGAAUCCAUCGAGCUUCCUGCACCACAUCAUCAACAUGCACCAAGGCUCAAAUCCACACUAUCCCAAGGCAUGACUCUUGACAGAAACACACUACCCAAAAAGGGAUUAAGACAUCCUCCUUCCUCCAGACAGAUGUCUCAUGAAGAAGGUAAAGAAUGGCUUCGUUCUCAUUCCACUGGAGGACUGCAGGACACGGGGAGUCCCCUGUCCCCCCCAACCGGGAAAUACCACUACAGCAACCUACUGAGCCCCACCGGAGCUAUGACUCGGUCUAACAGUAUUCCGGAUCAGGAGGCGUUUGAUCUGUACGGAGACGGGCGAGUGUUGUGUGGCAGUAACACGUCGCUGGAGGAACGGCCGCGCGCCAUCAGUCGCUCCGGAUCAUUCCGGGACAGCACUGACGAAGUUCACGGAUCGUCUCUGUCCCUGGUGUCCAGCACGUCGUCUCUGUACUCAGCGGUGUACGCCUACAUGGAAAAGACUGAGGAAAAAGCUCACUCUGAGCAAAUCAGAAAGCUGCGCCGGGAGCUGGACGCUUCUCAGGAAAAGGUCGCGACCUUGACGUCUCAGCUAUCAGCCAAUGCUCAUCUGGUUGCAGCGUUUGAGAAGAGUUUGACGAACAUGACAUGUCGCUUACAGAGUCUCACCAUGACAGCAGAGCAAAAGGAAUCGGAGUUGGCUGAGUUGAGAGAGACAAUCGAAGCUUUAAAGGCUCAAAACACAGACGCACAAACUGCCAUACAGGUGGCUCUGAACGGACCUGAGCAUGUACACAAAGUUCGCCGCCAGCACUCCUCAGAAAGUGUGUCGAGCAUUAACAGUGCAGUGAGUCACAGCAGCUUAAACAACAAAGACCUGGAUGACAAGAAAAAGAAGAAGAAGAGCUGGGGGAGGGACAGUGGACACAAGUUGCGCAGCUCCUUUAAACAGGCUUUUGGGAAGAAGAAAAGCUCAAAGCUGCAGUCGUCUCAUGAUGAGCUGGAGGAAAUGACGGACUUGUCCGUUCCAGAAUCUCCGAAACUGCAACACACACACACAGACAGCAGCACACAGGCCUUACACACGUCUUCAUCCACUACUGAGCUGUGUGAGUGUACCGAGGCCGAGGCAGAGAUCAUCCUGCAGCUGAAGAACGAGCUGAGGGAGAAGGAGCUGAAACUCACCGACAUCCGACUGGAGGCUCUGAGUUCAGCACAUCACCUGGACCAGAUCAGAGAGGCCAUGAACCGCAUGCAGAACGAGAUCGAGUUGCUGAAGGCGGAGAAUGAUAGAUUAAAGUCCAGUGGAAACUCCACCCCUUCUGCCGUGUCAUCCAAAACGCCCCGCCCCCCAUCAGAGACCUCAAGUACCUCCUCCUCGUCCUCCCGCCAAUCACUGGGCCUGUCACUCAACAACCUCAACCUCACUGAGACUAUCAUGUCAGAUCUGCUGCUGGACGACGGCUACGAGGGAAACUUGCGUAAAGAGGGACGAAGUGUGCGAAUAGUCGUCACCAUCGCCGGGGGCUCCAACAGGACCAAGGGUUUACAGAGUCUGGAGUAUCUCAUCGGCUCCAUCGGCGUCAGUGGAAAAACCAAGUGGGACGUGUUGGAUGGUGUAAUACGACGACUGUUCAAGGAGUACGUGUUCCGUGUGGAUCCUUUAACGAGUCUGGGCCUGAAUUCGGACAGUAUAGUGAGCUACAGGAUGGGGGAAGUGGAGCGCUCUCACGUUGCUGAACUUCCUGAACUUCUGCCCUGUGGAUACCUGGUGGGAGAAAACAACAUUAUCCACAUUACACUCAAAGGUGUGAGGGAGAACAGUAUAGACGACCUGGUGUUCGAUACGUUAAUCCCCAAACCCAUAAUCCAGCGUUACCUGAAUCUGCUGAUGGAGCAUCGCAGGAUCAUCCUGUCCGGCCCGAGCGGCACGGGGAAGUCCUACCUCGCCAACAAACUGGCGCAUUACAUCAUCAACAAGAGCGGCCGGGAAGUGAACGAGUGCAGCCUCGCCUGCUUCAACGUGGACCAGAAAUCCAGCAAGGAUCUGUGUGACUACCUCUCGGCUCUUGCUGAACGCUGUAACUGUGAUGAAGGAGAGCGAGAGCAUCAGCUCCCCCUGGUGGUUCUGAUCGAUAACCUGCACCACAUCGGCAACCUGAGCGACAUCUUCAACGGCUUCCUCAACUGCAAAUACCACAAAUGCCCGUAUGUGAUUGGGACAAUGAACCAGGGUGUCUCCUGUUCCCCAAAUCUGGAGCUGCACCAUAACUUCAGGUGGGUGUUGUGUGCGAAUCACACGGAACCGGUUCGGGGUUUUCUGGGUCGGUUUCUGCGCAGGAAGCUGAUCGAGGUGGAGAUCGACAAAAACACACGCAGUAACGAACUCAUCAAGAUCAUCGACUGGAUCCCCAAAACAUGGCAACACAUCAACACCUUCCUGGAGGCUCACAGCUCGUCUGAUGUCACCAUCGGUCCCCGAUUGUUCCUGUCGUGUCCGAUGGAGGUCGAUGGUUCUCGUGUGUGGUUCACGGAUCUGUGGAAUUUCUCACUUGUGCCCUACUUACUCGAGGCAGUGAGAGAGGGGCUACAGCUCUAUGGUAAGAGAGCUGUGUGGGAGGAUCCCUCCAAGUGGGUGAUUGACAGCUCCCCAUGGAGCUCCGCCCCCCUGCAGCGUGACAGCCAAUCACUGCUGCCACUGCGGCCGGAGGAUGUGGGCUACGAUGCGUUCAGCUCGUUUAAAGACGGAGCUUCACCGAAACAAUCGCACAAACACACGGCGCAGAGCGACAGCGACGGAGACCCACUGAUGAAUAUGCUAAUGAGGCUACAGGAAGCUGCUAACUACUCCAGUGCCACUCAGAGCUGUGACAGUGACAGCGCCAGUCACCAUGACGACGUUCUAGACUCCUCGCUCGAGUCGGCCCUUUAAGCCCCACCCCCCCAUGAGGAACCAGGAAGAGCUAGCUUUCGUCUGAUUGGAAGUCGGCAGAAUAAACACAAACACUGGUGAAAUGUGCAAUUAGAAACGGAUUCCACUUGCGGCCAAAUUGUUUUCAUUGACAAACAAACAAACAAACAAACAAACAACUGGAAGUUUUGUUUCUUGUUUCUUUUUUUAAGUUCGGUUAGCAUUAUCGUUGUUAAUUACACGAGCCGGAGUGUUGUUUCUCGGUCGACGUGUUCGACUCCGUGGUGCUGCUGUGGUGCCAAAAUCCGUUUACGUUUGUACGCCAACAAGCACAAGCGGGCCUCGUCUCAUUUCCGCUACUGUGAAUCCACUUCGUCAGCACUAGCGACGAUCUAAACAAUGAUGCGUUCAUCAUCUUUCACACCUGAACUGAAGCGUAACACACAGCGGUGUUUUCACUUUCAUUCGACUGCCUGCAGUUCCCUUUUUAUCCACCAGGAGCGCCGGAGUGCUGGAUGAUUGUUACACGGAGUGGAACGAGGGAACGAAGGGACGAGUGAUUAUGGUGCUUCUUUGCUGCCUUAAAUGUGCUGAGCUCUAGUGGACUUCUGCAAAUUUUAAGAAAAUGAAAAAAGCCUUGUCUUUUUUCAGAGAGGACGGAGAUGUAAAUCAAAUAAAUGCCACGUUUGCAUAUUUUUAUUUUUGUUACCUCACGAGUGAGUGUUCGAUUUCGGACGCAGCGUUAUAAAACCCGGUGCGUGUGUAUAAUAAACCAGAUGUAAUAUGGAAUUUAUGGAAUCCCAGUUGAGCUGGGACGAACUGAACUCUGAGGACGAGCACAAAUAAGACAAGUUGCUUUGCUAGCAUGCUGUUUUUACUUCUGUCGUCUGUGUGUGUGUGUGUGUGUGUGUGUGUGUGUGUGUGAGGUUCUAAAUUUGAAGUCUUGCACAUUUUCAGAUUUCAGAUUCAUUCUACAGAGAGAGAAAACAAAAUAUUGGAAUUGUUCACUAGCAAAAAAAAAAAAUUGUAAAGUUUAAUAUUAAUGCUAAUGCUAAAGGCUAAUGUUGCUAUAAAUCCACAGUCGGUGGAUGAAUUAUGAUGAUUAUCAGAGUUGUUUCGAGUAGAACCAUAAAUAUGUCACAAGCUUGUCACGUUAAACAGCGUUAAAGCACUUUUCGUUUAAAACACACUGUACAUGACGCCUUUUUUUUUAAAUUAUAAGGUCACAGCUUCAUUUUAUCAGGAAAAAUAAAUCUGAAUGGUUUAUAAAUGUAAAAAAAAAUCUUUAUAGUUUAUGAAAAUGAUUUAUAAAUAAAAAUGAUCUUUACAGUUUAAGGUGCAGAAUUGUGUAAAAUCGGUGCUUUAUUAUUUCAGAAGUUCAGACUGUACAUCAAACCCUGCUUACUGUAAACGUAGAAAAUGUACGUUCAUGCGAAAUGUCUGAUUUUUAAAAAAAAAUUCCCACAAGCCCAAAACCCCCUUCUUAUCUCUGCUCCUGUAAAACAUCCUGUUUUUGAGGUGCCAAUACUUUUUUUUUUUUAAAUGUAUUAUAAUGAAAGAUGACAAAAGUCUUAAAUCUAAACUGAAAAUAAAACCCUUUAAUGAAUCAGAUGUAAGAAAACGACAAUUUUACGUCACUUUAAGGAACUGAGAAGGUGCCAAUAAUCAACGAUUCAAUAUAUUCACGAUAAUAUUAUCACUACCUCAACCCCACAACCACUUAUCACUACCCCGCAUUAUUUUACAAAAAUGACAAGAAUGUCCCAUAAUUCUACUCAGAUAUCAAUGAUAAAUAAACAUAAAUAUCAUAACUAUCAUUAAUACGGUGAUAAAAGUGUAGAGAAAGAUCCGCGAGGAGACGCUUUAGCUACGGCAACGUGCUCAGCGGGCACGCUGCCUUAUUUUACUAAAAAAUAUUUACAUUUUAUUUAAAACUACACAAAAAUAUUUACAGCUACUCAAAACGUCAAAAAAUGUUAAAAAGAUUCUAAAAAAUGUUCUUCAGAUUUUCAUGAGAGGAAAUUUAAACUUCACAGCAUGUUGAGAAAAUACUGUUUUAAUAAAAAUAAAAAUAAAUAUCAAUUCUAUAGAUGAAAAAAGUUUAAAAAAAUAAUAAGAAUGCGUAUGAUAUUUCCCUUCUUUUAUAUUUUCUUUUACACGCUGAGGAAAGAAGCAAAACAUUUUAAAAAAAAUCAGAAACUUAUAGUCAUUAGUAGAAACGUUCUGGAAAUGAACGCAAAAAUCUGAAACAAAACAGCGUAAAGUUUUAAAGUUUUUUUCUUUUUUUAAGGAAAAAAGUGAAAUGCUGCCAUGUGUUUAACAUUUUAACAUCCAGGAGGUUUAAUUCAUUCAAAUCUUCAUAAUAAAGUGAAAAUAAAUCAAAAGAUUUUUCAAAAAAAGCAAAAGGUGCUCUGAGUAAGCGGUGCUUUCAAGAUAAAAUAAACUAAAUGAAUUUUAUAAUAAUAAUAACAAUAAUAAUAAUAAUAAUAAUAAUAAUAAAGUGUGUGUUGAGAUGUUAAAUAAGCGGCUCAUGCAGUAAAACAUUUGCUGCAUGCUGGAAUUUGACGUAAAAUCGGAUGAUAACGUUUCUAUUUUUUUUCUUUUCCCCGGAUUUGUUUACAAAAAAACAAUCUAUAAAGGUGCAGAGUGCCGAAAUCCUCCAGGUGCUAAUGACCUUUGACCUUUCCCACAGUGCCAUUCCUGAACUGUAAUAUCUGUUCCCUGAAACAUUCGGAUCAGUUCUCCUGAAACACGGACUGCUUUUCUAAGCCGUUUCAUGGUCUUCUGCGUUUGCGUGUGCAUCGUGUUGUUUUCUCCACAGAAUGUUUUUUUUUACAGUUUAGGAAGCGAAAUUGUAAAUAUUUCCUGCACAGUUUUUUUUAAAGAUACAAUCAAACUCGCUCUUUUUUCCUGAUCUAUUCUCUGUAAGAAUAAAAACUCACCAGUUGUUUAAGUCGGAUAUUUUACUGUGACGUCUGCAGAGGAAAGAAAUCGCUUUAAAUAGUUUUGUGUUAAAUUUAUAAAAAUUAAUACAAAGGUGCAAAAUGACACAAAGCAUUCCUGCUUUAAUUUAAGAAUAUUUACGUGUUUCACAUUUUUAACUUUCUUUAAUUCGUCUUUAAUAAAAUCUUUUUAAUCCCCAAAUUUCAUAUGAAGCAAAGCAACAACAAAACUAAUGAAGCUUUUCUUUUUAAAUGUGAUUCAAAUUUGCACAACUUUUACAUAUUUUCUUUCAGAUUUGUUCCUAAAAAUAUAAAUCGCUAAAAGUCGAGGCCCUGGAUAAAAUUUUUAUUUUCAGCUGUUCCAAUAGUCCUAAACACUCAUUGUAAUUUUUAUGCUUAAAUAUUUUUCUUUUUUUUUUAUUAAUUUGUGGCUGGAUUUUGUAAAAAAGUUUGUAAAGUUUACUUUCUACUCAAAAUUCUACUGAAAAUCGUUGUGCCAGAAAUCAGUGUUUUACUGAAACCAUUUAACGUUUUACAGAAAAAUGAUAAGUAUUCUUCCCCAGAAAGAAGUUUUAUUUUCUUUUAGGAAAGAGGAAUAUCUAAAUGUGAUUCAACUUUAAUAUUAGCUGCUAAAUAAAGUCACCUUCAGGAGUUUAAGGAACUGAAAUGACAGGAAUGUGAUGAUUAUUCAGUAAUUCUUGUAGAUUUUAGACGAUAAAAACGUUAAAUAUCACAAAGCUGUCAGGCUAAAAACCACGUGAAAGCACUUUAACACUGAAACUCACUUCAUGAUGUUCAGCUUCUCAGUAUCUCUGUGUAGUAAAUAAAUUCCCUGCAUGCACUGCAAUUUCUGUAAAAAAUAAAUAAAUAAAUAAAAUAAAAAAGAAAUUUAAGCUGCCAGAAAAGCUAAAAUUGACCUGGAUUGGAUUUUUGACCUUUAGUGACCUUUCCGACCUCGAGCCAGUUAAAGUCUCGGUCAUUUUCUAAUUUACAUCAAAAUUAAUCCCAUUUUCACUCAUUCAGUUAUUCUGAUUAUUUCUGCUCCACAAAACGUUUCUGAAUUGUUAAAAGUCGAGUCUUGUCUAUAAUAAUAAUAAUAAUAAUAAUAAUAAUAAUAAUAAUAAUAAUGAUGAUAAUAAUAAUAAUAAUAAAGUUGCUCUUUAUUGUACUGAUCACGUGUCGAUGCUCUUCUUGUCUUGUUUUUGUUUCGUUUGAUUUUGUUGUGUAGUUGCGUCUCGGUGCGAGUGUAACAUUUAUUACGGUUUGUUUUCGGUGCGUAAAUGUUUUAUAUUUUGUACAUUUGUAAGUAACAUAUCAUGUAAAUAAUAAGAGACUGCGAUUUAAAAUCAUCUGGAGAAUUUUGUAGUCUUUGUAAAAUCAGAAUAAAUGGAGUUUGGUGUCACCUGAAA
Pangasianodon hypophthalmus (striped catfish) is the source of this 11356-nucleotide messenger RNA. It is a transcript of the gene nav3, whose product is annotated as neuron navigator 3. The transcript is spliced from 41 exons. Bases 544 to 7026 code for a protein of 2160 amino acids. Gene Ontology annotation, biological process: nervous system development; neurogenesis. NCBI's taxonomy places the organism in Eukaryota, Metazoa, Chordata, Actinopteri, Siluriformes, Pangasiidae. The record is from RefSeq and is a predicted model, not a curated record. Gene Ontology annotation, molecular function: ATP hydrolysis activity; protein binding; ATP binding.